Sporothrix brasiliensis 5110 is the source of this 1122-nucleotide messenger RNA. RefSeq lists its product as uncharacterized. The transcript has a single exon. Gene Ontology annotation, cellular component: transcription factor TFIIH holo complex. The record is from RefSeq and is a predicted model, not a curated record. NCBI's taxonomy places the organism in Eukaryota, Fungi, Ascomycota, Sordariomycetes, Ophiostomatales, Ophiostomataceae. Bases 1 to 1122 code for a protein of 373 amino acids.
AUGGCUGACCCAGCACGAACUCCGGCUUCGUCUGUGGUCUCACCGAGCCCUGGCGGGUUUGUUCCGGAUAGCUCUGGUCUCAUGUCACCCACACCUAGCCAUGCCUCCUCUGCACGCAGCAGCACCUCCGCCCUCGGUCUGCCACACCCCCGCAGCCAUCCAUUGCGGCCGGGCUCUUCCAAGGAGGAGAUUGUGCGCCGUUUCGUCAGCGAUCGUCUCUUGCACAUUAGUCGGCGGUUUGUAAAACGAAGUGGUAUUGUCGAGGCGGUCAGCGGCGACGACGUCGACGACGACGGCGACGACAUCGACAACAACCUCGACAACAACAACGGUGGCAGCAGCCACCAUGACACGGCCGGCUAUGCAUCCAUGGGCGAGCUGUGCCGCGACCUCGACGCGCUGCUCAACAACCUGUGGCGGUCCGGCACCCCCUCUUUGCAGGUGCAGUACCUUUUGAGCAUCGCGAGCGAGCUCAUUGCAUGGAUGGAGGGCUUUCCGCCGUCGCCGCGCGCGACACUCGCCCUGCUGCGCAAACUCGACUAUUGCUUUGCAAGCUUGCUGGUGGGCGAGGACCUCGAGACGCGCGAGACGCUGCCCGGGUUCGAGGGCGGCAGCACCAACAGCUACCGUCGGGUGGGCCUGUCGCGGACGGACAUGGUGCGGUGCCGAAGCAUUGCCGAGCAGACGCGCAUGGUCGUGGUGGAUGUGUUCCGACGCGGCCCGCCUGACCCUCUGGACGAGAUGAAUGCGAAUAAUACGAAUCCUUUGCGUAGCGGCCGGUCUCGGGCAGCACAGGAACCGGGUCAGCGUCGCCGCGAAGACAGAGAAGGGACCGUCGGCACAGAGGCAUCCUCGACCGUCCAAGGCGAGGAAACAGACGCCGAGCGGGAGACAACAGCCGAGCCGACCGACGACGAUGCCACUACGCUGGCCGAUGAAGGCGACGACGACGACGCCAGUGACGACGACGUCAGUGACGUUCAGAUGAGCGUAGCACGCGUCUACGAGUUCACGCUCGUCAAGUUGGGCCAGGCGCUUGGCGACCAGCCGGCUCGUAUCGGCGAUUUCGAGCCGCCCGGCGACCGCAUGGUCUUGGAAGACGAGAACGACGAUGAGUACUAG